AUGAUACCCUCGAAGACGCUCGCCCUCUUAACAUGUGUGGCGCCGGGUAUGGCAGCCAAACCGGCUGCAUUCUACUUGGCGGGUGACUCGACCACCGCCGCUCAGUCAUUUAGGGGUGGUAGGUGGGGGGUAGGAUUCCUCGCGACCCUCACCGAUGGGGCCAUUGGCACUGAUCUGGGUAAGAUCUCUUAUCAGCCCUAUGUGACCAUCCAGUUCGGCCACAACGAUCAGAAGAAUACCUCGGGGGUCACCCUCGAAGACUAUGCCACGAAUCUGCAGACCAUGGCGGAGGCGGCGGUCACCGCAGGAGGAAUCCCCAUCCUGGUGACUCCAAUCUCCCGACGCACCUUCAACCCCACCACGGGAACGGUGAUCGAGGACCUGGCCACCCAGCGGAACAUCACCAUCACCGUCGCAGAAUCCAUCGGCGCCAGCACCGUGUACCUGGACGCCAUCGGGGCCACGGACGCAGCCAGCUACAACCGGAUCACCACCGACUACACCCACCUGAGCCCGGUCGGCAGCGUCGUCUUCGGCAAUAUGGUGAGCUGGCUGCUGCUGACCACCACUUCGCUGGCCAAAAGCCUGAGUGGCUGGCUACACCGUCCCCAACGCCGAAUCGUCGCCGCUGUCGUCAAUGGCACCUACAUUUACCCCGACGUGUAG
Messenger RNA from Aspergillus uvarum CBS 121591, 666 nucleotides. Its product is annotated as SGNH hydrolase. Gene Ontology annotation, molecular function: hydrolase activity. The record is from RefSeq and is a predicted model, not a curated record. Lineage: Eukaryota; Fungi; Ascomycota; Eurotiomycetes; Eurotiales; Aspergillaceae. The transcript is spliced from 5 exons. The coding region runs from base 1 to 666 and encodes 221 amino acids.